This is a messenger RNA of Hansenula ciferrii, 1014 nucleotides long. Its product is annotated as putative kynurenine formamidase. The record is from RefSeq and is a predicted model, not a curated record. Bases 1 to 1014 code for a protein of 337 amino acids. The transcript has a single exon. Lineage: Eukaryota; Fungi; Ascomycota; Saccharomycetes; Phaffomycetales; Wickerhamomycetaceae.
AUGCUUCUCACUCGCUCUCUACAAGCAUCUCAUAGAGCGUGGGUGACUCCAUUCCCCCAUAAAAGGUCCUUUUCCACUAAAUCACAAUCACUAUACAAGUUCAGACUUAGGCCAAAAUUUGAUACAAGUAUAGUCAGAAAACACUGGGGUUCACAUCCAAGACAAUAUGUUGAAGUGUUUAAAUAUGAUCCUUCAUUUCAAGAAACAAUAAUUGCAGUUCAUGGUGGUGGGUGGAUUGAUUAUACUCAACAGGCAACAGAUCUAAUACAUAUUCAAAAAGGUUUAAAGUCAAAUAUCAACAUGUUCAGUUUAGAAUAUAGACUAUCCAAACCAAAACAUAGUCCGUUAGAAAUCUUUGAUUCAGAUGAUUAUUAUGUUAAGGAUCCAUAUCAUUUGAUUGAUACUCUACAAGGUCUCAAAAAUAUCCUUGAUAAUUAUAAAGUUUCGAAAAUUCAUUUAUUAGGUCAUUCAGUAGGUGGGUUUUUGGUUUUACAAAUUCAAGAUUUCCAAAGAAUUAUUCCAGAUGCUUUAGAAGAAUUAGUUAUAUGUGGUGAAAUAACGAAGGACGAGUCAAAAGUUCAAUUAGAUUUCAUUAAUAACUUUGCCCAAAAAUAUGCACCAAAGAUUGAUUUGAUCAAUGUAUUUUAUCUUGGAGGUAUUUAUGAUGUUAAAUUAUGUAUUGAAAAUGCAAAUGAAUCAAGAUGGAACUUUUGCUACAUUGAUGAUGCUUUUGUCUCUAAAACCCAUUAUCUUCAUUCUUCACCUUUAACUACAACAUCUAAAGGAUCGAUAUUAGGAUCACUGUGUGCUAGACGUGAGCAUGUGAUAAUCAAUUGCUUCCAUGAUGAAUAUAUUGGAAAUUAUUCACCUUUAAGAUUAAUGAAAUGGUUGAAUUCCCAAGGAAAGACAACCCACUUGAAGCUUGGGAGUUACAAUAGACAUUUUGGAAUGUUGAGACAUAAAGAAGUACACAAGAUCAUUGAUGAUACACUUCAUAUCAAUUAUACUGACUAA